Emiliania huxleyi CCMP1516 is the source of this 477-nucleotide messenger RNA. RefSeq lists its product as hypothetical. The coding region runs from base 1 to 477 and encodes 158 amino acids. NCBI's taxonomy places the organism in Eukaryota, Haptophyta, Isochrysidales, Noelaerhabdaceae. The transcript is spliced from 5 exons. The record is from RefSeq and is a predicted model, not a curated record.
AUGCCUUGCGUCACUGGAUCCCCCAUCUGGCCGCCCGGCGGCGGAGACGCGGGAGAGCCCCACCACCACGUCCUCGACUACGCCUUUGUCUACGUUGCCAAGGGGCGGCUGCUCGGCGCCCGCAGCGACGGCGCGGCCGGCCUGGACGGCGACGUGAGCUGGUUCGACAUCCCCGACGGCGCGGGCGCGGACCCGGCCUUUGCCCACGGCGGCGUCAACGGGUACGACGACCUGCCGAUGAGAGAGCAGGCGCCUCUCUGGAGCGACGCCGCGCUGCGCGUGGCAGAGGAGCACGCCGCUCGGCUCGUGGAGCAGCCCGAGUGGGUGCUCUCUGAGGUCCUCCUCUCGCCGGACCUCGCCCCGCACAUCCUCGCCCAGCUGCCGACCAAGGAUCACGCCGCCAAGGGGACUGCGGAAACGGGGCUCCGGCGCUCAUACUCGCUCAUACUACCGACUUCCCGAUCUAACCCGGUCUAA